AUGCUCGGCUCUUCUAUCUUCGUCGCCCUCGCGGCCGCGGCCACGGCCGUCGCCUCGCCGCUCGACCUCAUCACCCGGUCCACGCCGGCCGGCCAGGGCACCAGCAACGGCUUCUUCUACUCGUUCUGGACGGACGGAGCCGGCAGCGUUACCUACAACAACGACGCGGCGGGCGCGUACGACGUGACGUGGAGCAACGUCGGCAACUUCGUGGCGGGCAAGGGGUGGAAGCCGGGCUCGGCCCACAACGUCACGUACAGCGGGACGUGGAACGGCGCCAGCGUCAACAGCUACCUGUCGGUGUACGGGUGGACGACGAACCCGCUGAUCGAGUACUACGUGGUCGAGAGCUACGGCAGUUACAACCCGUCCAGCGGCACCACCAGCCGCGGCUCCAUCACCACCGACGGCGGCACCUACGACAUCUACCAGACCCAGCGCGUCAACCAGCCGUCCAUCGAGGGCACCUCGACCUUCUACCAGUUCUGGUCCGUGCGCCGCGAGAAGCGCGUCGGCGGCACUGUCAACAUGCAGAACCACUUCAACGCCUGGACGUCGGCCGGCCUCACGCUCGGCACUCACAACUACCAGAUCGUCGCUACCGAGGGCUACGGCAGCAGCGGUUCCGCCAGUAUUACGGUCCAGGGCCCUUGA
Molecule: messenger RNA, 654 nt
Organism: Anthostomella pinea
Lineage: Eukaryota; Fungi; Ascomycota; Sordariomycetes; Xylariales; Xylariaceae
Source: the annotation of a GenBank genome assembly